This is a messenger RNA of Pterocles gutturalis (yellow-throated sandgrouse), 1180 nucleotides long. RefSeq names its product monocyte to macrophage differentiation-associated (gene MMD). Gene Ontology annotation, cellular component: membrane. Gene Ontology annotation, molecular function: pore-forming activity. The annotation marks the transcript as partial. The transcript is spliced from 7 exons. The record is from RefSeq and is a predicted model, not a curated record. NCBI's taxonomy places the organism in Eukaryota, Metazoa, Chordata, Aves, Pterocliformes, Pteroclidae.
AAGGUUGAGGAGGCUUUUAGGAGGUUCAUGAACCACCCAGCUCCAGCAAACAGCCGCUACAAACCCACUUGCUAUGAACAUGCUGCUAACUGUUACACACAUGCAUUCCUCAUUGUUCCUGCGAUUGUGGGUAGUGCCCUUCUCCACCGGCUGUCUGACGAUCGAUGGGAAAAGAUAACAGCAUGGAUGUACGGCAUGGGGCUCUGCGCGCUCUUCAUUGUCUCCACAGUAUUCCAUAUCGUUUCGUGGAAGAAGAGUCACUUAAGGACAAUGGAGCACUGCUUUCACAUGUGUGACAGAAUGAUGAUCUAUGUCUUUAUUGCGGCAUCUUAUGCACCAUGGUUAAACCUACGUGAGCUUGGACCUCUAGCAUCUCACAUGCGUUGGUUUAUUUGGCUGAUGGCUGCUGGAGGAACCAUUUAUGUAUUUCUCUACCAUGAAAAGUAUAAGAUUGUUGAACUCUUUUUCUACUUAGCGAUGGGAUUUUCUCCUGCUCUGGUAGUGACAUCCAUGAGCAACACCGACGGACUUCAGGAGGUUGCCUGGGGAGGCUUGAUCUAUUGUCUGGGCGUGGUGUUCUUCAAGAGCGACGGAGUCAUUCCCUUUGCCCAUGCCAUCUGGCACAUAUUCGUGGCCACAGCCGCUGCUGUUCAUUACUAUGCCAUUUGGAAGUACCUUUACAGAAGUCCUGCAGACCUAAUUCGUCACUUAUGAUAUAUAUGUGUGUAUAUAUAUAAAACUAUCUGCACUUGGCCUCUGUAACAGUAUUAUUUGACUUAAGGAAUUUGGGGAAAUUGUAAAAUUGCACAGAAAAACUGCACUGACGUUGGUAGUUCUCUGAACACAAUUACUGUGAACUGAUGUUGUAUGUGUCCUGCAAUUGCCCAUCGUACGGCAAGUGCUGUAAAUAACCAAGAUACUGUACUGCAGUACCGAGAGUCCAUUCCAUGUGAGUAGAGCUGGCUACCUGAUGUUUACAAAUACAUUUUGUAUUCUAGUUUAAUUUUACAAUUUUUAACUACGUGAAUUUUUCUAAAUUAGUGAUUUGAAUGGUGAAGUCAGUGCAAUAGUGAAAAUGUAACUCUUGAUUUGAAAUUGGUCUCUAUCACCUUUCCGCUAGUCAUUUGUUAAACAUAAAUCACAGACAAAUAAUCUACUUUUACCACCCAUUAUCUUGGUA